CCGUUUGGCGGGUCCACGAAAGGAAGCGGGGUGUACGGGAAGUGACAAUUGGAUACGGGGGUGGGGAGGCGUGGCCACCCCUCCGAGCGCGCGGGUGGUGUGGCCCGCAGUCGGGGCUUGAAGGGAGGCGGGCGAGACCAAGUGAAGAGUUCGGGGGGGGAAGAGGGAUGUAGAGAAAGAAUCAAGACAAACGAGGAUUAUAGUCGUGAGAGAAAACGAGGCACCUUUUUUUAAAAAAACAACAACAACAAUAGUGCAAGCUAAUUUUUAUAAGGAAAGGAAGCGGAAAGGAGGGGAAAGCGCUAAAAUGGCGUCGGCCGGGCCCGAGCCUGGGGGGAGCAGCAGCAUUUCCUCAGCCUUCAGCUUCCUUUGCUGUUCGGUGAUGCCUUCCCGAAGACGCAAAUGGACACCCGGAACAGCCACACUUAAAAAAACACUUGAGGUGCCGGGUGCCUCCGGGCUCUCCUCGCAAACGAUCAAGAAGGGCCAUAGAGGAGUGGACUCGACUGGUGAAACCACGUAUAAAAAAACAACAUCAUCGGCCCUGAAAGGUGCCAUCCAGCUGGGGAUUACGCACACGGUGGGGAGCCUGAGCACCAAGCCGGAGCGAGAUGUCCUCAUGCAAGACUUCUAUGUAGUGGAGAGCAUCUUCUUCCCAGGCGAAGGCAGCAACCUGACCCCGGCCCAUCACUACAACGACUUCCGCUUCAAAACCUACGCUCCUGUCGCCUUCCGCUAUUUCCGUGAGCUCUUUGGGAUCCGGCCGGACGACUACUUGUGCUCCCUUUGCAGCGAGCCCCUCAUCGAGCUCUCCAACUCCGGGGCCAGCGGCUCCAUCUUCUACGUCUCCAGCGAUGAUGAGUUCAUCAUCAAAACCGUUCAGCACAAAGAAGCAGAAUUCUUGCAGAAGCUGCUGCCGGGUUACUACAUGAACUUGAACCAGAACCCCCGGACCCUGCUGCCCAAGUUCUACGGCCUCUACUGCGUGCAGGCUGGCGGCAAGAACAUCCGGAUUGUGGUGAUGAACAACCUGCUGCCCCGCUCAGUGCGCAUGCACCAGAAGUACGACCUGAAAGGAUCCACCUACAAGCGCCGGGCGUCGCAGAAGGAGCGUGAGAAAGUCUUCCCCACUUACAAGGACCUGGACUUCAUGCAGGAUGUUCUUGACGGGCUCUUCCUGGACGCCGACAUGUACAGCGCCUUGUGCAAGACCCUGCAGAGAGACUGCUUGGUUUUGCAGAGCUUCAAAAUCAUGGACUACAGCUUGCUUGUGGCAGUCCAUAACCUCGACCAGGCGCAGCGGGAACGGGCCGUGGCGGAUGGGGCGGCCCUGGCGGACAUGCGGCGCCCCGCGCCCCAGAAGGCUCUGUACUCCACAGCCAUGGAAGCCAUCCAGGGGGAAGCCCGGCGAGGCGGCACCAUUGAGACCGAUGACCAGAUGGGAGGGAUCCCGGCACGGACCGCCAAGGGGGAGAGGCUGCUUCUCUACGUGGGGAUCAUAGACGUGUUGCAGUCCUACAGGUUCGUUAAGAAGCUGGAGCACUCAUGGAAAGCCCUCGUUCACGAUGGGGACACUGUUUCCGUUCACCGGCCCAGUUUUUACGCAGAAAGGUUCCAACGGUUCAUGUGUAACGUAGUGUUCAAGAAAAUUCCUUUAAAAUCUUCCCCUUCGAAAAAGAGCCGGUCUGGUGCAGGACCUCCUCGGCGGCCGGGCCAGAGCGGAGCCCCUUCCCAGGCACAAGGGCUGUGUGAAACAAAAGUGCAGUUCAUGAUGGAGGCGGAAAUCGAGCAAGGUUCCCAGCUGGGCCGCCCCGACCUCCUUCCACACACUCCCAUCAUAGAGGAAAUCAACAGCGACUCGGCCGCCACGACCUUAUCCACCUCCUCUUUGGGGAGCAGGGCCCACGAUUCGCCAGCCAACAGGUCAGUAGGAGUUGAAGUGCACAAAUCGGUUACCUCAAAGGAUUCGACCCAAAUCGUUCCAGACAGCUUUUCUCCUAGUGCUUCUCCAGGGCCUCCUGUGCCAACCCAUCCAUCUGAGCUGACGGAACAAAUUGAAGACAUGCCAGAGACAGAAAUCAGCUUUUGAGAUAUCCAAGGGUGACCUCGUCUCUCUCUUUUUUGAUGUGAGCGGAAGAUUUUUCGCCAUGCUGUGCGUGGUCUGUGGAGCCCCGAACCUUCAGCCUUCCAGGGCUGCUGCUGAUCUAGAACUUUUAUGUGAACUGCACAGACAAAAAAGGCUGGGCUGCCCCCCUCCCCAGCAAUGUAGUGUUAACCACCACCGUCCCUGAAGCACGCCGUGUCUCAGAAGGGCCCCAGGUUUCCUCUGGUGCGGGCAAGAGCCUUCCCCUGGCACGGGGGGUUUCCAGGCUGUGUCUCAAGAAGGUGCAGAUGCCCUUUCAGGUGGCCCAACCCCCUAAGAGGACUGAGCAUCCGAGCAGAUUUGGUCUCAAGACCGCCAAGAACUCCUCUUGGUAUUCCAGGUCCUCCACGGGGCAGGGCGGGGGGUAGUGGGGUGUCUGUCUGCGUUACUGCACUUGGAAGAGUUAGCAAAAGGAUGAACAUUUUAUCCUUUUUUAUUUUAUUUUUAACUUUUGAAAAUGUAUUUAAAACUCUCCCUCCUGAACUGCCAUAUUGGGGUGCUGUUGCGGUUGGGUUUUUUAAGUAUGUCAUUUUUAGGCCAAGAAAUGUCUGGACACACCGAAAACGGCCUUUAAUCCACAGGGUCUGAAGCGGGGAACGCUUUCGCCUUUAUGGUGCGGGGGGAGGGGGGGUCACACAUGAAGGGUGUCUUGCUCAUUUUUAAUCGUAAAUAAAAAAAAAUAGUGCAAGCGAUAGCCUGCCCCCUUUUAAACAAUAUUGUACUUGUGUCUGCUCUGAAGCAAAGACAGUUUUUAAGCCUUUAGUAUUCUCCUAGUGGACCACACCAAAUCUCCCUUCCCCAUUCUCAGUAUUAAGUCCUUCAAAGGACUCCAGGCUUAUUAAGCUCCUUUUUUAAAAAGAGAGGGGGGAAAAUAAAUUCGAAAUUCCCUGGUUUCUGUUCUUUACCAUAUAUAAGCACACACAACUAUAUCUGUGCUCAGAUCUUCAUUCUGAGGCUUUUUGGCUUCUUUUGCUUUAUAAAAGCUGCCAAAUUUCUCCUUUUUACAUACUGACAUUUUCCCACCCUCUUACUAGUUGUGAUGUGCUUUCCUUUUAAAGACUGCAGUCUUUCUUUAAACCAGAGUGAGAGGGGGGGAAAGCAACCUUAAAGUGGCAAUGGAUGCAUCACUAUGUCUUCCUAACAAAACCACCCUCAACGGCUUGGAAUAUGCAUUGUGCCGAUAUUUUGGGGUGGUGUUUUUUUUUUUAAAAAAACUACAUUUAAACAGACAAAAGAUAAAGUGAAAUUAUAUUUCUCCCAAACAUAUUUUUUUAUCCUUUAUCCCAAAACAGUUUUUUCUAUUCCCUCGUCUGUAUUCAUAAUAAGAAGCUUAGAGGUUAUAUAGAGGGGUCUGGUUUUAUUCCAGUUAAAAUUUUAAUAAUAAAGCAAACGGUCCUACCUCCCAUCAGAAUCUAAAAGCUUGAAGCAAAAAGCUCUUUUUUAAAGAAUUUGGGAACAUCCCUCGAGUUCAUAACCGUCCUCCACUUUUUGUAACAUGUCUGCUGUGGGUGUGGCAUGCCUUGAGCGCCCAUAGAUAGCUUUUAAACCAGAGUUUCCAACCCAGCUUUCAGAAGUGAGCUGCAUGUUAACAACAACCAGGGUUAGCAUUAAUCUCAGUGCAGGCUUGACAGCAUCCCUUGUUUAACACUGAAAAAUGGAAGGGACAACUCCUGACCUAUUAAAUACUGUUAAGAGAUCAGGAAACUUGACAUCUGCAUCAGGAACAAACGGUUGAUUCUAUUUUUUAAAUAAACUUUUAAAAAUAUGGUAGCAAUGGGGGGGAGGACAAAGCCACAUGUUGCAUUCAAACCAGGAAAAAAUAGUAUCUUUCUGUGAUUCCUCCCCCCCACCCCGGCCUUAUUGAGGUCUUAAAAUAUCAGUACAGUAUAGGACUGAACGCCAGGUGAUGACAUGGCUUUGUGUAUGGAAGGUUCUCCUAAGCUUAAAACACAGCCUUCCUCUCCUUUGCCCCCCCCAGUUCUCUCAGAAUUAUAUUUUAAAUAACUGUCUAUAUUAGACACCUUUUGACUCUUCAGAAACAUCUCCACAAUUGUCUUAUUUUUGUCCUGUGAGGAGCAAAAAGCACAAGAUUAUUUGUUUGGUUUCUGUGUUUUUCAUAAUGUGACUAUUUAUGAAGUUGUAUUUAAGUGUUUUCAUCUCCACCCCCCCCCUUCACCCCAAUUCCCUGGGGGAAAUUAGCUCUUCAAGCUGAAGGUGGGGGAGGCAGUGGGAUUAUUUCUGUAUAGCGUAUCAUUUAAUGGCUUUGCUUUGAAUGGGUUUUAAGGAAAGAGCAGGCAACCGAGUUCUGGUGUUUGUAAAGAAAUGGGGGGGGCACACAUUGAGUUGGUUUUUUAAAAGCAGAGUCAGCCUCGAAAAGAAGUGGCAUUGGUUGUAAAUACAGGACUGUCUUCUCCAGCUUUGGGACUAAUCCUUGUUGACCCCCCGCCCUCCCCAAGCUCUGUAAUUGGAGAUGGAAAGAUGGAGGCUAGCUGCUACAUGCAGCCACAUCCGUGGCUGGUUUCUGCGGCAGAGAGGGAGACACCCAGCUAAGCAUCCGUAUAUCCGCCCCUCUCGCCGUGCCGUGGAUUUUUGUCACCCGACCCCUUGUAACUGUCUUGUCAGGCAUAUUGUUGCCUGUUCAAAUGGAUGUUGGAUCCCUCCCACCUCUCUUUUAUUGACUUCGUCUCUGGGAAGGGAUGGGGUGUAACACGGAGUAUGCUACUCAAUCCAAUAAAGCUGUCUUUAUUUCUGUAA
Molecule: messenger RNA, 4897 nt
Organism: Rhineura floridana
Lineage: Eukaryota; Metazoa; Chordata; Lepidosauria; Squamata; Rhineuridae
Gene: PIP5K1A
Product: phosphatidylinositol-4-phosphate 5-kinase type 1 alpha
Exons: 17
Coding region: 308-2089 (593 amino acids)
Biological process (GO): phosphatidylinositol metabolic process
Molecular function (GO): phosphatidylinositol kinase activity
Source: RefSeq, a predicted model, not a curated record